Messenger RNA from Ictalurus furcatus (blue catfish), 2905 nucleotides. RefSeq names its product lebercilin LCA5 (gene lca5). Lineage: Eukaryota; Metazoa; Chordata; Actinopteri; Siluriformes; Ictaluridae. The record is from RefSeq and is a predicted model, not a curated record. Bases 342 to 2564 code for a protein of 740 amino acids. Gene Ontology annotation, cellular component: axoneme. The transcript is spliced from 8 exons. Gene Ontology annotation, biological process: intraciliary transport.
GACACCGUUACAGCAGAAGCCAGCGCGCGAGAGCCUUAUAAAUCUCUCUCUCUCCCCCACUUUCCUCGGUUUAGUGAGAAAUCCUGCUGAAGUGACGCCGCUGUCACAUUGUCUGAUAUUCAGUAGGUGUUAAUGUAAGGUCUCAGUUUAGUCAGAAGAUUAAAACCGCCACAGUGUUGGUUUUUUAUUUUUAAUUAUUUUUCAGUGAUUUAGCUAGACGCGUUAAAAAAACAAAACAAUAAAAAAAAAACAAGCCGAGCUAGCGGACUGAUUAGCUCGGUGUAUCAUCCACGUAUUGGGGGAAAUACACACGGAUUCCCGAAGAAACCGCUCAGACAGCGAUGAAUUCUUACGACGUCGAGGAUAACCGUAUGAUGGAAUCAGAGCAGAGCGUCCAAGCGUCCCGCCGCAGUGACCGGAAAGACUCGGCUUUGUCAGGGAAACGGAACAGGAAGCUCCGCGAGGAUAACGAGAGCUCGAUAAGGAACCGAUCCCGGAUCAGGUCACGAGAGCUGAACCGGGAUCCCGAUAAAGAUCGGAGCUCUGACGGAGAACACAGCAGCGGCUCGUUCUACUCGGAAGAUUACGAGAACGCCUCGCUGUCUGACAAGUCCUUCUCAGCGCGGUCUCCUUCUCCAUUACCACAGAGAGGAGCGAGGACACAGAGAGUAUCAAGCAGCUCCAUACGUCCAACAGGAGUGCGUAAGCGUGUACCUUGGCGUCCGGGUCCCCAGAGCGUCCCCCCUAAGCAGCGCUCCAGCGGUCUGCGUUCUCAGAGCCUCGGUAAGGAUGCUCCUCCCAAAGACCUGGACCUGGUCACCAAGCGGCUGCUGUCUGCCCGCCUGCUGAAGGUGAGCGAGUUGAAGAACGCACUGGCUGAGCUACAGCUGCGCACCGACGAGCUACAGCGAGAAAACCGCCUACUCAAGCAGCUUCAGCUGCGCCACGAGAAGGCGCUGCACCGCUACAGCGACACGGAGAGCGAGAUCUCGCAGCUCAUCUCGCGCCACAACAACGAGACGCACGUCCUGCGAGAGAGGCUGCGGCGCAGUCAGGAGAAGGAGCGCGUGGCCGAGCGCCGCUGCAGGGACGCAGACGAGCAGCUCCAGCGCUGCCGAGACCAGCUGCACAAACUGCAGAAGCUCGCAGACGACCAACGUCUUGGGGAAAGAGACGAUCUGGCACGCAAGCUCGCACACGAACAGUUCAAAGCACAGGAGAGCGAGCGCAGAUUGAAGGAGUUGGAGAAGAACAUGGAGUUGAGUACAGGGACCUUUCAGAGGCAGCUGGCGAGCGAGCGGAAGAAAGCCCACAAUGCCCUACAGGAAACCCAAACACUCCGGGAGGAAAUGGACAAGCUGUGCGCCAAACUAAAGGAGAGAGAAAAAGAGCUGGACACUAGGAACAUUUACGCUAAUCGAAUGCUGAGAGGGGCUUCAAAGAAAGAUUUAGAAGAUUCCACCAGGAGGAAAGGUGCUGGUACAAGCAGAAGUAUAGCAGUGCAAACUGAAGAGCUCUGUCUAGACUUCCCCUCUCCGCCUCUUGCUAUCACGAAUGGCAGUGAGCUUUCCUGUGAUGACCAGACGGAUGACUAUCUGUCUCUGAAGGAACGUCAAAGCAGUGAGCAGAGACAUACGGAAGCAGAAGAGCAAAGGAUUCAGGAGACGGUGCGAGAGCAGGAGGAAGAAAGAGCAAAGGAGAUGGCGGAACGGGAGAGAGAGACGGACAGAGUUGCGGAAAGAGGGCGAGAAAUUGAAAAGGAGAUAGAAAAGUUGCAGAGGCAGAGGAAAAAAUUGGAGUUCGAUCCGAGCGAAGCGAAAGGGACGAGACCGAGAGACGGGUGGGAUCGAGAUGAAGAGGACAGGAAGAGGCGAAGUGAGUGGCAAACUGAGGAAGAGGACGGUAAAGAUAAAGAGCCGCACUCGAGCGAGCAGGAGAUCCAGGCCAAUCAGGAGCGUGCAGAGGAAGAGCGCAGACGAAAAGACCAACUUUUGGCCAAAAUGCAUGAGAUCGACAUGCGAGCUCAGGCACAGGACUCUUACUUGAUCCAUAACGAAACAGGAAGCACUCACACGCCUCCUCAGAAUCCGAACACCUCCAUCUUCAGCUUCACAGAGCCUCAAGAGUAUGUGAGCACGCCCAAGACCGGGAAUAGGGGCAGAGCUCUGCGAUCACAGAACACCACUCAGGAUCUUGACCUCACGUUUGGCAGCUACGCUCCGUCGUUUGGUAAACCUCGAGCAGGUCUCGGACGCCGGAGCCCUGUGGACCAGUCGUCAGGAGACAAGAAUGGAGGGAUGGACCUCAGUGGGCUUGCCAAGGAGAAGAAGUCCAACCUCAUCCAGCAGCUGUUCGGGUCUGCAUCCUUGUCAGCGCCGCAUGAGUCACCCAGCAAGAUGGAGCUCCUGAGUCCUCCCGGCACAAAAUCUUCAUCGAGUGGACGCAGAAGAGACGCAGAGACGCCCAGCAGGCUGAAAAGGACCACGCUGCACGUCUCCGAGAGUGGCCCGGCCGUUAGAGCCAUUACGACACUCGAGGAUGACAUUGAGGAAGUCUUGCUAUGAAGAGGCGUCUCAACGAGAGCGUUCAUUUUCUGAAAACACCGAGAGAAUGAGGAAGUCCAAAAUACUUUUCUAGACAAAGCCGAUUUUCGUUCUUUUAAAUGAAAGCCAAGCUCAGGUUGUACCAAGCUGCAGAGCCAGAUUGCCUGGAAGUCACUGAAAUAAACGGCAACCAUAUUUAAUCUUUACACAUGGUAAAUUUCCAUAGCCUCCGUUUACACCAAACAGAAACGACCUCAGAAAAUAUAAGCACCUGAAAACCAAACACAUACAGUAUACUUGGCACAAAUACAGACCUGCAUGUAACUUUUCUAUGAUUAGGAAAUAAAGAGGUCUUAGAUUUA